CAGCGCAUUGAUCUUUAGAAGCACGUUUUACCACCGAAGAAGAGCAGACCGGAACAUGACCGAAUGAUUGUUUAUGUUUUACAUGCACCUGUAACGUUACACUAAGAGGGAAAGUCUGGUCUGCUGCGUAACUUGGAUUUGGAUAUAAGGGUCUUUUAGGCCUUGGAGAAGCAUGUAAAACGCACUUUGUGGUGAGAGGUAUUCAAAUCAUUGUUUGGUUCGUCAUUCCCUUUCUGUGACAUCUUGAGCAUACCAGACAGACAGCCAAAAUCAAACCUUCAACAUGUCGUAUCGACGUGGCCCAAAAUCAAUUAGAGAGGCGUAUGAAGAGCACUUCUCAGGAAUGGACACAAGAGAGGUGACAGUUCAUCGAGUUGUCAAUAUUGUUGAAAAGAGGAGUUCUAUGCCUCGGCCGGGGUUGGAGUUUGACAGAGGCUUUAAUGAUGACCAAUGGUAUGGCGGUCCUCAAAAUUACCAGGACGCAAGAGAAUGUCACGGGGAAGGCAGUUACCCACACAGUGAUCGUCGAUACUUUGAUGAAAACCCCAACUUUGGCAGUUUUCGCAGAAAUUCCUCGCCCCCACGUAAUGAGGCAUCGUAUUCACAGCUGCGUUAUAACAGAGACGAUUUGAGGCACCAGUUAGGCUCAAGGCACAGUGGCAGAGCUGGACCUUAUUACCAAAAAAGAGGUCGAGGGUUAGCCCCUUCUCAAAGAGAAAACAGGCACUCCCAGUCUGGAAUAAAUGUACGGGAUCGCUCUCCUACAAGGAGAGACGCCCAGCCACCUGUACUUGUCCGCUCCGGGUCAAACAGUAGCAACAGGAGCUUCUCCCCCGACAGAGACAAAAGCUACACCUAUCAGCAGAACCAACAGAGGAAUAAGCCAAAUGUGAUGACAAGCCACACUCCCAGCAGCUCUGCAGAGGGGUCUCCUCACAGCUCAGGAUCUUCAAAGGAAAAACCUCCUGGAUCUGCAGCGGAGACGGAGGACGCGGUAGCUGCCAGCAUGGAGCCAAAGCCGACACCAGAGAAAGACUUAAAGGCUCGCCGGUUGGAAGCCAUUCAGGCUAAGGCUCUGGAAAUUGAGAAGCAUUACAGACAGGAUUGUGAGACAUUUCGCACAGUGGUGAAGAUGUUGGUGGCUAAGGAACCCAGUUUGGAUAAUCUACUACAAGCUUCACUGGAUGAAAACCUGUUGGAGAUCAAACAGCGCUGCCUAGAUGCCCUCAGGCACUUUGUGAAGGAGCUGGACGAGGUAUUAGAGCAGCCGGACACCUUAGCGCAAGCCAAAGGUGAAAAACCACUCAAGUGACAACAUGGAGUCUUAAAAUCUUAUUUUUGGAGGAAGUAGAAAAAUGUCCCAGGAGAUUGACAAGCUUAACUAUUUAUAUAAUUUUUUUUUUACUUUUAUUCAUGCAUUAUUCAUUAUGUUUUUCCGUCAACUUAUAGGAACAGUGAUAUUUUUAUUUUUUAAAAUGGAUUCAUAUGUUUUAGAAACAAAAGACAAUAUCUCUGGUGGUGGCGCUUUUCCACUUGCAAACAUAAACAAGAUUUAAGACUCAAAGCUAGAUUAAUAAUUGUUAAAAUGAAUAUGUUGUUACUGAAAUACCCAUAGUAUUCAAAGGGGAUCUGUGGAGUGAAAUGCACAAGGUAAAAACUAUGAACGCCUGAAUAGUUCAAGUUUGACACUUUAGAUGGGUUUUUACUACGAGCUACAUUAAGGACAAACUGUUAAAUAUUACAUUCAGUUGAUUACAGACUACAUCUGAGAUGGAAAUAAGUGAAAUGUUUGAUCAUUUACUCAGCUAGAAGCUUGGUCUUACUGUUCAAUCCCACCAAUUAAGAGCACUAGCAGAAUGAAUGAGUCAAAUAUUGAAAUGUUCCAAUCAUAACCUUUUUCUCAGUCUUCAUUGAUAAGUGGAGACUUGUGCUAAACUCUGUGGAAGCGGCAAGUGCAACUAACAUUGACUGUAAUGCAAGUAUUCUGGGACCAGCAUAAAAGAGUCCAGCUCUACAUUGUGUUUUUCAGUGCAGCACUAUUUUAUACAAAAACAGAUUAAUUUUUAUUUUAUUUUUUUUAAAUUUUCAGUUGAAACAAAACUGUUUUUAUCUUUUAGAUUUUUGGGUUAACUUUUGGAAUAAAAGUUGAUGCCUUGAA
This is a messenger RNA of Thunnus maccoyii (southern bluefin tuna), 2158 nucleotides long. RefSeq names its product periphilin-1-like. Bases 284 to 1312 code for a protein of 342 amino acids. Gene Ontology annotation, cellular component: nucleoplasm. Gene Ontology annotation, biological process: protein localization to heterochromatin; negative regulation of gene expression, epigenetic; negative regulation of DNA-templated transcription. The transcript is spliced from 10 exons. NCBI's taxonomy places the organism in Eukaryota, Metazoa, Chordata, Actinopteri, Scombriformes, Scombridae. The record is from RefSeq and is a predicted model, not a curated record.